Danio aesculapii is the source of this 2547-nucleotide messenger RNA. RefSeq names its product tumor protein p53 inducible protein 13 (gene tp53i13). Lineage: Eukaryota; Metazoa; Chordata; Actinopteri; Cypriniformes; Danionidae. The transcript has 9 exons. Gene Ontology annotation, cellular component: cytoplasm. The record is from RefSeq and is a predicted model, not a curated record. Bases 466 to 1869 code for a protein of 467 amino acids.
AUUUGCGAACACUGCUUACAUUAUUGUAUGAGGUUAACGCGCUCUCAGGCUGUGCUCACCAUCGUAAACAGAGGACGUGUGCGUGCAUUGAAGCUGUAUUUGUGCUUACAGCUCGCUAUUUUCCGAUUGAAGACUUCCAACUUAUCAACAGAUAAACAUCAAAAGUUAACAAAGGAACUCAAGACUUAAAGUAGGAUUUAAAAACAUCUCUGACGGAUAUGUAAUGCUUUACUGCGGAUCGCCAUGGCAUUCCCUGUAAAUUGUAAACCGAACGAGAUUAACUUGCGGUUUCGAAAGUUUAAAACCUGACUUUCCAAUAGUGAAAGCUCAGCAUGGAUCGUCAGACUCGGAUAUUUGACACGGAUAUUUGCAUUUUUAAAGUCCUGUCGAUUGCUGUGAUUAUGUGGCAGAGACAGAGAUACAGCAAACCUUACCGUACCGAAUGUAUUUAACUCGGAUAAAGACAUGGGUCGACAAGUGGUUUUCCUGUCAGGAUUGAUUUGUCUUUGUGUGACACGAUGCUGCCCAUCCAGACUCUGCGACAAUGGCAAGACAAAUUUGGUCACGGACCUACCAGGACCUGAAGAGCUUCUCUGUCAAGAGCUCUGGCCACAGUCUCAGCUGAAUGUUCCUGAUAUUGACACAAUUCACACUGUUGGGGCAUCUGAUUACAUUUGUAUGGACACACCUAUUAAAUACAAUGAGAGCUUACCCACCCAUGGGGAUUAUCGGCCUGUAGAGGCAGAGAGUGGAGAGUACAUCUACUGCCCUCCUCAACGCUGGCUAAACAACCUCAAAAAUGGAGGCCUGGUGUUUCUGUAUCACCCGUGUGUCUCAGCGGAAGCUCGCAGGAGUCUGGCAGUGUUGGCGCACUCAUGUCUGUCUCAUUACAUCCUCACACCUAACCCGUGGCUCAGCCAACACAGACCUUUAGCUGUGGUCUCCUGGGGUCGCUCACUAGAGAUGACUCGUAUCACACUUAGAGUUUGCGAUUGGCUGCUUUCUAUUUCUCCUAAUAUUACUCCAGUCAGUACAAGCCACGGAGCAAAGUACAAUCUGUAUUUGACAAAACCAGCUGUGCACAAAGCAGUGAACACCAGCCAAGAGAUGUCCAGAGUGGAGAGAUUAAAGUCUCUGAAAAGCUGCUGCAUGGGGAUUCUCAGUCUCAAAGGAGAACGGAGAACCAGAAAGACCAGGAUGGUCCUCAAGCAAGCCUCAGAGGAUGCGGAACGGAAAGAAAACGUCAAACUUAUCAGCACAGACAAUGCAAAACUGAACCAUACAGACACACUCUCACAAAAUAAUACAAUACAAACUGUUACACAACCUCACGGUUCAGCCAAGGACUCUGAGCAACGUGAAGAAAGUGCUAACAAUCACACAAAAACAACUGAACAACAGUUAAACAAAGUCACUGAAAGACAAAAAUACCCAACAGACAGAAAAACGCACAAGAAAACAGAAGGUAAGAAGCAUCGCAUUAAGACUGACACGAAGGCACAGACGUCUGAAUCUGAAUGCGGUGAGUUUGGACAGUGUGGCGUCCCGGACUCUAAUCAUAUAGAGGGGUCGAUAAGGGGAGAAAGAAUUCCCAUUCCUCGUACGGAUGAGGCUGUGUGGGCAGCAGGAGCGGUGGGUUUCAUCUUAGUGCUUCUCACUCUGUCUGUGCUCCACACGCGCCUCUAUCGCCACUGUCAGCCCUCCACCAGCCUCUACUGGCACGACAACCAGCAAGACUAUGACAAUGUGGGUGACAUCAUCCGGCGCAGGCUGAGGAAGUUUGGACGGAGGAGGAAAAGGAGCAGUUUGAGCAGGAGGCCAGAAUGUCCAUUGCUGUCCAACUCCAGCAAUGAUGAGAACUCUGACUGACUCUGACAGUACUGUUGAAGUUCAUAAAUCAAUGAUGAAGAACUUUAGUGUCUUUGUACGCACAUGGCAACACUUCGAAAGACAAUUGCUCUCUGGUACCUCAUAGAUUGAUAGUAACUGUUUAGAUUUCUACAAUAUUUUUGCCAUUCAGUAUCAAACCCCCUUUAAAACAUUGCCUAUAUUGGGUGUUUUGUUGCGUAGUAGGAUAUUGGUAAAGUGGAAAUAGAUGUAACAGUCUUAAGCAUGGUGAUGUAUCUGAAUGUAACGAUUAUUAUUGAAGGAGAUCAAAGAGCAGGGACAGUUUUUUAAAUUGUAUUUUAUAUGAGUUGCAGUAGAUUUUAAGAUGUAGAGCUUGCAGAGUAAAUCCAACACACCUCCAGCAUCAUGGUGUGUGUUUCUUACUCUAUAGCUCCAUCUGUUGGUAAGCAUGACUAGUUUAUGUGUCACAUGACUUGACACAAGGAGAUGGCAGCAGAGAGCUCUUUAGUUCCACUGGCAUGUUUUCAACAGUUUGAUUAUGUAACUGUGUUGCACUAAAGUUUACCUCAUGCUUUUCUUCCAAAGUGUAUCGAUCAGAUCCAUAGCAAGUAAGCAUGGGGUAAAUAAAUAUUUUAAAGGGAUAGUUCACUCAAAAACAAAAGUUCAGGUAACUGUGAAAUAAUUACACUUUUGUUUCAA